This is a messenger RNA of Funneliformis caledonium, 321 nucleotides long. The record is from the annotation of a GenBank genome assembly. NCBI's taxonomy places the organism in Eukaryota, Fungi, Glomeromycota, Glomeromycetes, Glomerales, Glomeraceae.
AUGAAACAUCCUUUUGGUUAUUUUAGUAAUACGGUAUAUGAGGAUAAUGAUCCUAAGGAAUUCAUUCCUUCUAGAAAAUGUCGUGACCUCCAACGGUCUUAUCUGAAUCCUUUAGAAAAUUUUAGAAGAGGAACGCUGCCUUGCGGCAGCUAUAAAAUUAUUGUGGAUUUGUCGAGUUUUAUGAAGGAGGAAUUGAAUGGUCAGGAUGUUAUUAGAAUAUUAGUUUGGUUAAUGAAGGAGAAAUAUAAGCUUAAAAUUGAGGAAAAUAGGAGCGUAUUCCUUAUUAAUUUUUAUAAUCUGCCUGCUUUGACAUUCGUAUGA